AUGUGCAUUAUGUUCUGGGACCAUAAAAAUAAUAUGCUAUCAGUUGCUGUAACCAAUCUUGAACAUUUACAAAAAUGUACUGGCCAAUCUAUUGCGGACAAUGUUAUUGCUGCCAUUAUAAACCAUGGACUAGAACCGAAAAAAUGUCAAGCUUGG
Racocetra persica is the source of this 156-nucleotide messenger RNA. The record is from the annotation of a GenBank genome assembly. Lineage: Eukaryota; Fungi; Glomeromycota; Glomeromycetes; Diversisporales; Gigasporaceae.